Messenger RNA from Macrosteles quadrilineatus (aster leafhopper), 963 nucleotides. RefSeq lists its product as uncharacterized. Bases 45 to 341 code for a protein of 98 amino acids. The record is from RefSeq and is a predicted model, not a curated record. The transcript has 3 exons. NCBI's taxonomy places the organism in Eukaryota, Metazoa, Arthropoda, Insecta, Hemiptera, Cicadellidae.
GCUAGUGUCGGUACAGGCGCCGGUAAGAUCAGUGAAAUAUCAGAAUGAAGGUAGCCGCUGUACUUGCUGUGUGCGCCUGCGUCGUGUUGUCAGUCUCUGCGCGGCCGCAGAAGGAAGGUGCUUACUUCACCAACGAGGCCAUCAGACAGGCGCAGAACACACACCUCAUCCCGCAAGGAGCACAGAUACAGAAGGUGCAAGAAGGUAUUGAACUGGCCGCCAUCGAAUCCAUCCCGGGCAACGAAAGGAUCAACCUCUUUGAAAUCUUGGGUGAACAUGUUCCUCCAGAGGUGGUCAACAACCUUCAAGCUCAGGUUGACCAGGUCGGCAAGAACCGCUGAAUGAAAACACCAUAGUCAUCAUGUACCAUACCAUCAACCCCAUACCAUCACAACCAUACCAUUAAAAUCAUACCAUCAUUUCAUAAUAGCCUGUCAUCCAUUGCCAUCAUACAAAGACACCAUUCAUGUAGCUCAUAGCAUUUCCUCAUUCCCAAAAAUUACCUUCAGUCAUAAAGAUUACACGUUUUACCGGUAAAAAAGCUUUAAUAGGGUUUAUAAAUAUAAUUUAUGUAUAUCCUUUGAAUCGCUCUAGAGUAUCUUGAUAGCAUGUUUUUCAAAUAAUUUUCCUGCUCUUAUUUGUUGAGAAUGUCUAUUAUGUUUUAUUUAGACGAAAUAGUUCAAUUUAUCCAACGAAUCUUUCAAUGUCUGUGAUUUAGUGAAUGUAGUUAACGUUUUUACAAAUAUUUAAUCGUUUUUGUCUCUGUUUACACAUGUGUUAAAUUACCAAAACCAUCAUGAUUUCAAAAAUUCACCAUCAUUUCAUCCGCAUGAUCAUCAAACCAUUUGAAGAAUUUAAGUCCUCAUGUUAUAAUUGAUAUCAAGCCACCAUUCAUUUCACAAUUCAUCUAGCUAGAAAAUAUUUUUGUACGAAAUGUAAAUACUCAAUAAAACAUUGCUAAAA